GGAGUACAGGACAGUACAGGUACCAGGACUAAAGCCACACGACGGAGAGGCUCUAGGGGACUGACUUGCGCCCAGCAGCAGUGCGACAGGGCCGAACCUGGCUCGUCUGCGCGCGUGCAUCUGCAUCAAUCAAUUGGAUCAACGGAACCAUGGAUAUUGAUGCUGCAUGGCUGCAUGUUGCAUGUACUGCUACUCGUGCAUGUCGCCUGUUAUUGGCGGCCACGCCCCAAGUACUAGGUACCGAUACAGCAAGUGCACAACUUUGCGCCAAGGUGACGGUGGCAGGACUCCUUGUUGCUGUGCUCGCCAUCAGAUCUCACCACCUGUUGCUGCUUACCUACUUGUGCUGGAACAGGCUCGCGCUGAUGCUGAUGCUGCAAAUCGCUCAGUGGCUGCCGGUGGAGCGGGACACGGCAUGGGAGGGAGCUGAGGCAAGACGAGCCAAGAGAGGAGGAGAGAGGAGAGAGGAGGGCGUUGCAAAGCAUGACGAAGCCAGACCGGCUCUGAGCCACGUCCUUAGUAAGAUGGUGACUGUUAGCAAGACGCCAGCCCAGCCUUUUCAGCACCGUCACAGGGCGGUGCCGGGAUCGGAUUCCAGUGGCCAAAUCGUAUGUUGAUGGCUGCAUGGUUUCACUCAAUCAAUCAACUGUCAUUUGCAAUCAAGCGUCUUCGUCUUUCUACCACCAAAGCCUCAACUGUGUACUGUACUUGGCGCUUAUACUGCCACACUCGCCAAUGCCUGUCCACACUUCCUGCCAAGCCCAAAGGGGGGGGGGGGCUACCCUACAGAAAUUGAACAGGGUCCCCGU
Messenger RNA from Trichoderma harzianum CBS 226.95, 809 nucleotides. RefSeq lists its product as hypothetical. The coding region runs from base 150 to 617 and encodes 155 amino acids. The record is from RefSeq and is a predicted model, not a curated record. The transcript has 2 exons. Lineage: Eukaryota; Fungi; Ascomycota; Sordariomycetes; Hypocreales; Hypocreaceae.